AAGCAUUUAUCCUAAUCAAUUUAAGUGCGUCUCAAAUUCAUGGGUCUGGCCGAAAAACUUGGCAUGUUGUGCCCAUGUUGUGCCCUUGUAAAAUUAGUUCUGUGGCCAAGAAAAAAAACGGCAAGCUGAUGAAAGCAUAUGGGCCAAAGCUGAAUUUCUAGAAGAAAUAUGACCCUAAAGACAAGUCGGACCCCACAACCCAAGAAGGAAAACAACAACCCAAGCCACCAAAUCUGACCCUAAUGAGAGACUGCAAAUGCAACGACGGUAAGAAAGAGAAACUUCUUUAAAAACUCGACCAUGGGAGUAAGUUUUGGGUUAGACGAAUUGGCCUUAAAAUCCAAUCGCAUACCACCAAUUAUCAAAUUGACAAUGACCCUUUUUUUUAUUUGACUAUUUGACUUUGACAUUAAUGAUAAGCUUCAUCUUUUUCUUUGUAUUUCUUUGAGGGAACGCAAUUAGCAAAAGAGGAUCAAUUGGGGAAGAAGAGCAUGGAAUCAAAAGGGGGCAGUGUGGGAAGCUCUCUGCUGGUGCCCUGUGUCCAAGAAUUGGCUAAGGAGCAUUUGGUUACUGUCCCACCUAGGUACAUACGCCCUGAUCAAGAUCAUCCCAUCGUUGCUGCUGGGGAUGAUGCAUCAUUGCUUGAGGUCCCUGUUAUCGAUAUGCAGAGGUUACAUGACCCAGAAUCCAUGGAUUCUGAGCUGGCUAAGCUCCAUUCUGCUUGCAAGGAAUGGGGUUUCUUCCAGUUGGUAAACCAUGGAGUAAGCUCUUCAUUGUUGGAGAGAAUAAAGACAGAUAUUCAGGAUUUCUUCAAUCUCCCAAUGGAGGAGAAGAAAAAAUUCUGGCAGUAUCCUGGAGAAGUAGAGGGAUUUGGACAGGCCUUUGUUGUGGCUGAGGAGCAAAAGCUUGACUGGGCUGAUCUUUUCUUCAUGGUAACUCAGCCAGUUCAUUUGAGGAAGCCCCACUUGUUUCCGAAGCUCCCUCUUCCUUUCAGAGACACCCUGGAGAGUUAUUCAUCAGAAGUAAAAAAUUUAGCUGUGAGUGUCCUUGAGCAGAUGGCAAAAGUUCUGAAAAUGAGAGAUGAUGAAAUGAGAGAUCUCUUCACUGAAGGCAUCAGGCAAACAAUGAGGAUGAAUUACUACCCGCCUUGUCCUCAACCGGAGAAGGUCAUUGGCCUGACCCCUCAUUCAGAUGGCACAGGCCUCUCCAUUCUCCUACAAAUUAAUGAUGUUGAAGGCCUCCAGAUUAUGAAAGAUGGCAAGUGGAUUCCUGUGAAGCCCCUUCCAAAUGCAUUUGUUGUCAACAUUGGAGACAUUAUGGAGAUCAUAACGAAUGGCACAUAUCGUAGCAUCCUGCAUCGUGCAACAGUGAACUCUCAGACGGAAAGGCUCUCAGUUGUCGCAUUUCAUUCUCCAAGGUUUGAUGGUGAAAUAAGUCCGGCGCCUAGCUUGAUCACCGAGGAAACACCAGCAUUGUUUAAAAGAAUCACGGUGAAGGAUUUCUUCAAGGGCUUAUUUUCUCGUGAACUUCGAUCAAAAUCUUACCUUGAUACGUUAAGAGUACAACCUGGUGAAGAGUAAAGGCUAAAUGUAUAAUAGACGCUUGAGAAAUAAGGUCUACAACCUCGUUUGUAACCUCGUUUGUAAUGUAACAUUAUAUUAUGCUUGCCUUUUCUGUUUUCUUA
Molecule: messenger RNA, 1684 nt
Organism: Manihot esculenta (cassava)
Lineage: Eukaryota; Viridiplantae; Streptophyta; Magnoliopsida; Malpighiales; Euphorbiaceae
Product: protein SRG1
Exons: 4
Coding region: 492-1580 (362 amino acids)
Source: RefSeq, a predicted model, not a curated record